CACAGCUUUCUAUUCCCAUGGAUAAACAGCCUGCGGUGGUGUUUCGAAAUGUGGGGCAACUUUACUUCCCCCAAACCAGAGUGGAGUGCCACUACAGUCUGACCCCUGACCAUCAGUGGAGCAGCAGUGACUGGAUAGGGAUCUUUGAGGUGGGCUGGUCUUCAGUGAAACAGUAUCACACAUAUUCAUGGGCUCUUGUUCCUGAGGGCUACACUGAGGGCACCGGUGUCAACUGCUGUGUAAAUUUUCAGGCGUCCUACCUGCCCCACCCCAGUGCUGUGGAGUAUGAGUUCGUAUAUUUGGAUAGGAUGGGACAGGUGUGUGCCCGUAGUCGCCCCUUCACCUUCUGCGCUCCCAAGCCUCUGGAGGAGCUGGAGACCCUGAAAGAGGAGCGAGACGAGGAGGACGGAGAGGAGGAGCUGCUGCUCGUCGUCCCCAGGGCUCACCUGCUGCAGAGUCGGCUGGAGGAAUGCUUAAAAAAACAAGCAGAGAUACAGCAGGCCCUGGAUGUUACGAAAAAGGAGACAGAGAAAGAGAAGGAGAGCAGCGAAAAAGCAAGGAUGGAGUGGGAGCUUGAAAAGGAAGCAAUGAAAGAGGAGAUCUCAGAGCUCAGAGACAACAUAAGACAAAACUAUGAGACGCUGAAGAAGAUGGAGGGGAAACACAAGGAUGUCACAUACAGUCAGGAAAACCUGACCUCUGAACUCAGUAAACUUACAGCUGAAAAAGCUGAAAGUCAGCAGCGAAUCAAAGACCUCGAGGAGCACAUCAAGGUCCUGAAUGACAGGGAGAAGGAAGGAAACACGGAACUGGAAAGGCUGAAGGAGAGACUGAAGAAAAUGUCCAGUCAAAUGAAACACGAUGAGGAAAAGAGAAAGUCUCUGCAGGCGGAGAACGAGGCAGCUCUAGUGGAGGUACAAGGCCUGCAGCAGCGUCUGGAGGCCGGUGAGCAUUUAGUCGAAAGCCUGCGCCGGGAGCUGAGGGAGCUGGGCACCCAUCAGGGCCACACCCACACCAAGCUGCACCAAGCCCGGCUUCAAGUGGCCCAGCUGACCCUGCAGCUGUCUGAGGAGAACCUGGUUCUCAGGGAGGAACGUGCCAACUGGGCCAUUGAAAGAGAAACAUACAAACAUGCAGCAGAAGCUGAUAAAAAGAAAUUGCAAGAAUGGAACUGUGAGGUGCAGAGGACCGAGGAGUGGCUCCAGGAGGAGAGGACGGAGAGGGAGAAACUAGAAGCAGAGCUUGGGACUGAGCGAGACUGCAAUCGAGUGCUGCUGAGAGAGCUGCAGGAGCUGAGGGCCAUUCUGAGAAAAACCCAGAAAGAGACAGAGGAGCAGCAGGCAGACAAACAGGACCUGGUGAGCUACGCCCGUCAGCUGGAGCAGAAGUUGGUGAUUGUGCCAGAAUCCGAGUCAAAUGGAGAAAUUCCCACAUGUGUCUCUCUCGGCUCUUCCUCUGAGGAUGAGGAAGAGGCUUCCUUACCCUCCCCCAGAUCGAUCAGUUCACUUCUUUUCCUGUCCACUCACCUGGAAUCGCCCAGCAGAGCUGAGAUCCCUGCUGAGACACACAUCCAGGACGAAGAAGGCACGCCAGCCUCUGACACACAGGACAUGAGGAAGCAACACGGUGAGAACAGAGCUGAUGAAGGGAGGCGACUGAUCCUACCACAACUUGCUGACCCCAUCCUGAGUGAGCUGGCAGACUCCCCCAUGUGGUAACCCAAAGGAGGAUGAAGGACGCCAAGUCCCGCGUCUCCCACCACAGUGCAAGUUCAUGUAUGUCAAAGGAAAACCAAGUAGCAUUUUGUGUUUUGUGUUUUUUUGUGUCUGUUCAUACAGAAAAUGGCCUUCAAAAAUGUCAUAAUUUAGAGUGCUUUUACCUAAUAGUAUUGAAAGAAAAGUCUUAAGUCUUUGUAAGUCUUAAGUGGUUUGUUUAUUUUAUUAGUGUAAUACUGGUUUUAUGAUAUUAAGUGUUAUUAACACAGUUUUUCAUAUGCUUCUUAUCUUCAUGCUGUCCUUGAGACUUUAGCAAGAUGACAACAAUUUUCUAAGAAUGUCUUUCGGCUUUAGGCUUCACUUGCAAUUUGUAAUUUUCUAGCUUUUUAGCUGAUAAAAAUGUGAAUAUUUUGCCACCGUGUACAGAAAAGUGUCAAAUGUUGCCAGGAUUAGCUUGAAUUUGGUACACUACAUUUUGCUUUGCUGGCACAUCAGUCCAUAAGCUCUGCAUGUGAGUGUGAAUCCUGAAAAAAAGCGUGGGUGUGUGUGUGUCACAGACGAGUGUGAAAUGUUCUGGGGCAGAUUGUUGAGCACAGAGUCAGGCUGCAAGAACAUGAAGGUUAAUGUUUGAUACUUUCUCUUUAAUAAAAUGCGAUAAUAAAUACAUGUUGAAGGGACUUCUUAUACUGCCUUCCAGUGCGGACAUACUGUUCUUUUAAAGCAUACAACUAGAGGCUUCAAAAGUCUAAAAGUUGCCUUUCCAUCCGGAGAAUUUCAGUGUAAAGGUGUGUGUGAGAAGCGAAGGCAAAGAAGAUGACACCUGGACGCUGAAAGGUCUGAGAACAAAAAAGCGCCUUUAUCAAAAUUCAAGAAAGACAACAACAAAUAACAAAUAAGCAAAAAGAAAAAAUGUAAAAAACAAGGACAGAUCAGCCCAGUCAAUGUGUGUGUGUGUUUUGGUACACGUCCAAUUAAAAUAAAACUCAUGAGAUGUCUGAAUCCCUGAACAUGAA
This is a messenger RNA of Scatophagus argus, 2728 nucleotides long. Its product is annotated as calcium-binding and coiled-coil domain-containing protein 1-like. The record is from RefSeq and is a predicted model, not a curated record. Lineage: Eukaryota; Metazoa; Chordata; Actinopteri; Scatophagidae. The coding region runs from base 18 to 1718 and encodes 566 amino acids. The transcript has 13 exons.